Messenger RNA from Carassius carassius (crucian carp), 2137 nucleotides. It is a transcript of the gene syt5a, whose product is annotated as synaptotagmin Va. Bases 283 to 1500 code for a protein of 405 amino acids. The record is from RefSeq and is a predicted model, not a curated record. Lineage: Eukaryota; Metazoa; Chordata; Actinopteri; Cypriniformes; Cyprinidae. The transcript has 9 exons. Gene Ontology annotation, biological process: cellular response to calcium ion; regulation of dopamine secretion; synaptic vesicle endocytosis. Gene Ontology annotation, cellular component: axon; dense core granule; synaptic vesicle membrane. Gene Ontology annotation, molecular function: calcium ion binding; clathrin binding; syntaxin binding.
AUGGGAUACUAGCAAACUGAUAAACGAGCGUAAGAGGUGGAUGAAAUAAGACUUUCACAUGAGAAAACCAAGGGCACAUAACUGCGAACAGAAGGGAGAGCACGAUUAAUCCAAGUGAAAGAGGGCUUGGCGCUUCAAAUGCGCUUUGUGGGAGAGACAGGGACAGAUGAUAAGAGUAAGAGCACUGUGUGAGAGGACUGCUGCGUAACUGUCCCAAACAAAGCACAGGUUUCUGUCUGUAUAAGAGAGUUGGAUCAGAAGCACAUCAUCAGCUGAUCAGUCAUGCGUUUGGUCAGCGUGCAGCAUCGUGUGCGGAGAGCAGCAGAAUCAGAGGAGGAGACCAAACCUUCUCCACCCCCUCUGCCCCCUCCCUCUCACCACUCACACAACUUCAUAAAUAUGAAGAACAAGUUUUUCAAUGAGCUUGGCCAUCUACCUAUGCCUAUGUGGGCUAUUGGUGCCAUAGUUGUGGUCGUGCUUGCCCUGGUUGCCUGCUUUGCUUUCUGUGUCUAUAAGAAGUGCUUGGGAGGGAAGAAAAAAACUAAAAAAGUCAGAGAGAGGAAGGGAGGACGAAGAAGGAUGAAAAAGGAAGGAGAGGAAGAAGCAGGCGAGGAACAACCGAAAGAAGGAGAGGGCGAGGGAGAGAAAGAACAUUAUGGCAAGUUGGAGUACACUCUGGACUAUAACUUCACUGACAAUCAGCUCAUUGUGGGUAUCUUGCAAGCCCAAGACCUUGCUGCGAUGGAUAUGGGUGGAACAUCUGACCCAUAUGUCAAAGUUUAUAUGCUACCAGACAAGAAGAAAAAGUUUGAAACCAAGGUCCAGCGCAAGAAUCUGUGUCCUGUUUUCAAUGAGACAUUCAUGUUUAAGAUCCCCUUUAAUGAUCUAGCAGGACAGACUCUGGUCCUGCAGGUGUUUGAUUUUGACCGCUUUGGGAAACAUGAUGUAAUUGGAGAGAUCAAAAUCCCUAUGAACAGCAUUGACCUGGCCCAGCCCAUACACGAAUGGAAAGACCUGGUCGGAGGACUGAAAGAGGAACAAGAGAAACUAGGAGACGUCUGUAUCUCCCUGCGCUAUGUGCCCACAUCUGGUAAGCUGACUGUCUGUAUCAUGGAGGCCAAGAACCUGAAGAAGAUGGACGUGGGUGGUUUAUCAGAUCCUUUUGUAAAAGUGGUUUUGCAACACAAUGGAAAGCGUAUAAAGAAGAAGAAGACGACAGUUAAGCAGAACACACUGAACCCCUACUUUAAUGAAAGCUUCAGCUUUGAAAUCCCCUUCGCUCAGAUUCAGAAGAUCCAGGUGUUGAUCACGGUCUAUGACUAUGAUAAACUGGGAAGCAAUGAUCCGAUUGGGAAGUGCUGGAUUGGGUUUGGUGCUAGUGGGGUGGGUCUGCGCCACUGGUCAGACAUGCUGGCCAAUCCCAGACGACCUGUGGCCCAGUGGCACACCCUUCAGCCUGAAGAGGAAAUAGAUGCUGCCCUUAAAGCACCUAUCCGCUAAAUAUCUAAUCCACCCUCAACAUAAUGUUUUCAGCACACAUCAGGCAAAAUCAUUUAAAUUUAAUCUGUCCUUUCACUGAGGAGUUUCUGUCUGUUACGUUAUUAACAUCAUUAUUACCUGUACCCUUCUUUACUGAGAAACAGAGGAGGAGUAACUUUUAUAAAUGUUAUGUAUAUUAUGUUCAUCUGGAUUGUGUUUCUUAUUUAAAUGUGUCUGUAUGUGGAUGAUAACUGUGUGUGUUUGUUUGUUUGUUUGAAAGUGUUGUGUGUAUGUAUCUGUCCAUAACCCUGAGAGCACACGUACAGCAUGGAGAUAUCUAUUUGACGUCUGCAUUUACAUCAUGAGUGUUUGCUCAUCUGCAGUAAGUCUAUGCGACGUUUCCUGUCAGAUGUCAAAUAGAUGUAUAGAAAAUGUCUUUAAGAUGUUUAUGAUUUAGGAUGCAUGUAAAAAUGGCAUCUUAAAGACGUCUAUCAGGUGUUUGUACACAGCAGAUGCUUUCCAGAUGAAGCGAUCUUGAACAGACAUCUUGCAGACGUACGUGUGCCAUCUGGUAACUGUUUGGGAACUCCUGAUUUGCCUAGUCUAUUUUUGUUUUCUUGUGAACCAAGAUGACUAUAAACUCAACAACUGGAUACAU